This is a messenger RNA of Paraphaeosphaeria sporulosa, 1815 nucleotides long. RefSeq lists its product as uncharacterized. The transcript has 2 exons. The record is from RefSeq and is a predicted model, not a curated record. NCBI's taxonomy places the organism in Eukaryota, Fungi, Ascomycota, Dothideomycetes, Pleosporales, Didymosphaeriaceae. Bases 1 to 1815 code for a protein of 604 amino acids.
AUGUUGAAACAGAGGAUUCUCUGCAGAGGUCUUCGCCUCAUGCACAUUCUGUCACUAUUAACCAUUCUGGUGAAGGGCGCCUCGCUGCCCGGUUCGGUUAGUAGCCAUGCGAAUGGAAAUUCGUCCACCGGACUAUCUUCCCUUCUUGUCCGGUACUUUUACGAAGGAACUUGGGACAGGAAUGGACUGAUACUCAAAACUACGACCUUCCCCCAAACUUGCUGCAGAAAUAUACAUUCCUCUACCAAUACUCCCAACUCACCACUAGGAACACAAGAGCGGGCUCUUGUCAUGAAGGACGUGGACGAAAUCAUAUCGGCUUACCAGACUUUGAGAGUGGAAGGAGAUAGGGCAGACGCACUGGAAAAAUUGACCGGCAUCGAAGAGCACUCAAAAAGGGAUACAUUGGCUGUGUUACAAGGUGGUUACCAGCAUCAGCGUGACACUAUGGCGCUUCACAAGGACGCACUUCGACUGCUCAAGGAGCUUCCACCGCUGCCCAAGGGCGAAAACACCGAGUAUCCUGCUUACAACCACAAUAUCCUCGAUGACGAAGACAACCGUCGGUUGAAUGAAUGGGUCGAACAACAGCGGCAGCAACCUCGACCUAUCCCCACCCUAUCCAGAUGGUCAUCAACGUCAGAAGCCAGCUCCAAGUAUUCGGAACAUACAGUAUACUCCUCUGACCCUCCUUCGUUAUACUACGGUGACUCGAGGUCAUCGUCGCGAAUGUCUGAUGCUUUGCCUGCCGAUCCAGCAUCUCCUCCAACACAAUACGCUUCCAGUAAGCCGAGCUCUACGCAAGGUACAAAACUCUUUUCCGCGGACGACAGAAUGAAGCCAAAACGCUACUACGCUUCUCUCGUAUCCUCCCGUACACAAUCGCCAGUGCGCCAAGUCAAAUCCCGCACCGAGUCUCCCAUACGCCAACUGGAUUCCCGCGCCAACUCUCCCAUGGGCCAGAUCCACUGCCUAACAGAGAUUGAGUCCCGGACGGAAACUCGCACAGAAUCCCCUAUUCGGCAGCCUCUCUCAGGCAGCCUCGCGCCAGCUUUCGCAUCGUCGCGUCCUCACACGCCCACAAGCACGGCCAGAAGCCCAUAUGGCAGCCGCAACGCAUCUCCCGAGCCGCGCGGCCGCUCCCGGCUCGACACAGCGCCCAUGCUGCACCUUCUCCGCCCUGUCGCCUCAAACUCACAGCUCUCCGUCACACCCUCUGUCAAAACGACAAUCACCACCGGCGCUCAGGAGAAAAUGAUGUACGGCCGCCCCUGCAAAGACAACGACUACUUUGGCUUCUGCCGCGGCUCCUGGGACACCCGGGAAGACGCGAGCAAAGGCCUUGUCCUCACAUCGCGCCCAGAAGGCAUGUUCAGCAGCAGCCAGGUGUGGCAAUGUCGACACUGCCUCUUCGAGGGCCCAUCACGUAGCGUUCCGCACCCGACGAAGAAGAACAAGAAGAAGGCAGUGCUAGACACCCAGAUUCACAUGUCUGCAACGGACAUCCGGUAUCGCUGGUCUUUUCUCGCGAAGUCGCACGUAAAGAAGAGCAGCUACUCGACGGCCGGGCGGGGCAGCGCGGGGGAGGAGGCUGAGUGUAAUUUUGGCUGUUUGAUAUGCAGUGUGGAAGGUACUGUGACGGGGAUUUACGGCGGCGUGGAGACGCUCAUGGAGCAUAUUGCGAACGAGCACGUGUAUGCGGGAAAUAUGAAUCACAUGACUAUGGUCAGGAGUAAGGUUGUUGUUGGGCGGACUGCGUGCGAAGAGGAGGAGUGGGAUGUUAAUAUUCCGAGUCAGGAGGGACUACUUUUCUGA